UUUAAAUAGCGACGCAGCUUUGGCCAGAGGAAAAGCAUCUAGCAGAGGGAUUGUUGUGACAAUGUUUGGCUUGAGGACAUAUAGGUAACAAAACGGCUCACAUUCGGACGGGAAACACCCAGAAGCUGCAGAAAAGCCUGACAAUAAAUUUGUAGACCAUGAACUAUGUGGGUCAGCUGGCGGGCCAGGUGUUUGUGCAGGUCAAGGAGCUGUACAGAGGCCUCAACCCCGCCACGUUGUCGGGCUGUAUCGAUGUGAUUGUGGUGCGGCAGCCCAAUGGCUCCCUGCACUGCUCGCCCUUCCACGUGCGCUUCGGGAAGAUGGGCGUCCUGCGCUCACGGGAGAAAGUGGUGGACAUUGAGAUCAAUGGAGAGCCUGUGAGUUUACACAUGAAGUUGGGAGAAAAUGGAGAAGCCUUCUUUGUUAAAGAAGCUGAGAACACACAUGAAGUGGUUCCAGCCUAUCUAGCAACGUCGCCCAUCAUGUCGACAGGUGAGCAGCUGAUGGACUCCAAUUUGAGCAGAAGCAGCGCACGUCACCAUGAUACUAUGAUGUGCGGCUCGCUUCAAGUCCAGAGUAUCGGGCUGCAGCAGGCCGAUGGAGGAAUGAACAAGAAGAGGAGAAGGAGAAGGAGGAAGGCUCGGCCAGAUGGUGGAGGAGGAAGGCGGGAUGAAAGCGGGGAGGAGUUUUCCGAUGAUGAUAACAUGUUCACUAUUGACCUGAGCUCCGAUGAGGAGAAAGAAGGAGACAGCGGAAGAGCUCUAUACAGUGACCAAGACUCGGCAGCAAACACUCACCCCGGUAGAAACUGGACUCGUCCUGUAAGCCAUGUGAUUGAGGAGACUCUUUCCAUCCCUCCGUCCUGCGGUCUGUCUAUCUCUUGUCCGCAGCAGACCUCUCACUUCUCCUCACACCUUAGUAAUCCAGAUGACUCUCAGUCUUCAACGCCUAAAAGCGACUCCGAGCUGGCCAAUCGGGCUAAAGACAACCCUGAGAUGCUGUGGACCUGGGGGGAGCUCCCACAGGCCGCUCAGCCAUCCUUCCUGAGUUCCCAUCAGAAGCUGGACUGCGCCACGUCAGUCUCCAUCCCCGUGUCCUCCAGCACGCACUUCAGAAGCAUCAGUGAUGGCGGCCCCCCGUCUCGACCUCUCUCGAGCGAGCACCCUGAUUGUGAAAGUGGGGGGAGGAUUGCAGAAGAGCAAACAGGAAGAAUGGUGGAGAGUGUAAGUGCAUCAUGUGCAGAGAUGGAGAGUUUAAGCACAUGUUCACCAGCUCCCAGCAUUCUCCCUGAUCAUCUGGAGGAAGGCAGAAACAGAGGCAGCCCAAUCAGAAGAACGGAUUCUCCUUCCAAGAGGAACGAAAAAAGAAGCCAGCAUCUUGGUGCUGAUGGCAUAUAUUUGGAUGAUAUUACAGAGCUGGAGCCAGAAGUAGCUGCUCUCUAUUUCCCUAAAAGCGACGGAGGUGGCGGUUCUAUGAAGGUGGACUCGGACGUGGUGAUGACAGCCAUCCGCAGUGCAAAUCAGUCUCCGCAGUCAGUGGGCAGCUGCGGGAUGGACAGCGGCGUGGAUAGUCUGUUGGACCACGUGGGGGACCUCCCACACGUCGCCAUCUCGCUAUGCGGCGGUCUGUCUGACAACAAGGAGAUCACACGAGAACACUUCCAGGAGAGGGCAGUUUCCUACCAACAGUUCUCCGAAAACCCUUCCCUUAUCGAUGAUCCCAACCUGGUGGUGAAGAUUGGUAACAAGUACUACAACUGGAGUACGGCAGCUCCAGUCAUGUUGGCCAUGCAGGUCUACCAGAAGCCAUUGCCUCAGGCCUCCGUGGAGAACAUCAUGAAGGAAAAGAUGCCCAAGAAGGGAGGACGCUGGUGGUUCUCCUGGAGGAGCCGGAACAGUGACUCCAAAUCGGAAUCAGUGACAGAAACCACUGGAGACGGAGAAGACAGUUCCAUUCCCAUGGCAUCAUCUAUGAGGAUGAAAGACGAGUCGUCCUCUAGUGAUGAGGACCACAGACCCACUUUGGUGUCUGGAAGCUCCCAGCCUGAUGCUCUCCUUGCUUCUGGUAACGUUUGUUACAAGAAGACUCUUCGUCUCACCUCAGAGCAGCUGGUGAGCUUGCAGCUGAAGGAGGGUCCAAACGAAGUGGUUUUUAGUGUGACCACUCAGUAUCAGGGCACGUGUCGUUGCCAUGGAACCAUCUAUUUGUGGAACUGGGACGACAAGCUGGUCAUCUCCGACAUCGACGGGACCAUCACCAGGUCAGACACACUGGGCCACAUCCUCCCCACGCUAGGAAAAGACUGGACCCACCAAGGCAUCGCAAGACUCUACCACAAAGUCAGCCAAAAUGGAUAUAAAUUCAUGUAUUGCUCGGCGAGGGCCAUUGGUAUGGCAGACAUGACCCGAGGUUACCUGCACUGGGUCAACGAGAGGGGAACCAUGCUGCCGAUGGGCCCGGUGAUGCUCAGUCCCAGCAGCUUGUUUUCUGCGUUGCACAGGGAAGUGAUUGAGAAAAAACCUGAGAAAUUCAAGAUUGAGUGUCUGACUGACAUCAAGCAUCUUUUCUACCCUAAUACUGAACCUUUCUACGCUGCUUUUGGCAACAGAGCUACAGAUGUGUAUUCCUACAAGGAGGUGGGCGUUCCCCUCAACAGGAUCUUCACAGUCAAUCCCAAGGGGGAACUGAUACAGGAACAUGCCAAAACCAACAUCUCCUCUUACGGGCAUCUCUGCGAGAUGGUGGACCACGUCUUUCCAGUUCUACUCCAAAAACAAGGUGCCGACUUUCCCCGUUCUGACACUUUUAACGAGUGCGAUUACUGGAGCGAGCAAGGGCCCGAUGAAAGCAAACAAGACAAGGACGACGAGGGCUCACAACUUCUGGAGAGCAGCUGAGCACACUUACAUACGUCUUACACAAGUGAGGAUGAGACUGAAACCAAACUCCGAUCUCGAAUGUGAUUUAACACUGUGCCGUUCUUCAACAAGAAUCCAAUAAGCUCACAACACACGUCUGUAAAAUGGGAAGCUACAAGAAGAAAACCUCAUAACGUCCGAAUACCUCAAAAUUAGCACAUGAACAAAUAAUGGAAAAUGACAGUAUGAAGACCCGUUUGUUGUACAAUGACACGUUUACUGACUCGCCAACAUUAAAAAAAAAAAGCACAGUAUCAUUUGUUAACUAUUACUCUGGCAGUACAUAUUACUUUAAUCAAUACGCAGAUUAUUUGCAAUUUUGCAUAUUAUCUUUUAAAAAAAUUCUUCAUUUAUAUACGGGAGAAUGAAAGGCACAUUGCUCCGAAUUGUGGUAGUCAGAGAAAAAAAUGUAAAUGAAACAAUUAAAAAUAACUCUGCCUUUUUAAAGAUAAUGCAGCUAUUUUUCAGAGAUUAUUCAUUUAAUAAUCAUUAGUUGUUUCUUUUAUUUUUUUAACUACAAUCACCUAAUCAUUAUAUUAAAUUUUCAAAUGGUAAAAAGUAAUUUAAGACCAAUGUUGUGAUUAAUAUUAUUAAUAAUACCUUAUUAAAAUUAUAAAUGCCUCUUUGUAUAUUUAUAAAUAUAGAAAAUAAUUGAAACAAGGGCAUUACUGUAAUUAAUUAUAUUCUAUUAAAAUGUUAUUUUUACAACUAUUUGUAUAUUUUAAAUUAUUGCACUUUGUUGAUUUCUUAUAUGUUGUUUAUUUGAAUGUUUCCGUUCUGUAUGCAGGUCUUAAUUGAAAUUUCAUCAAUACACUGUAGGUACAGUUUAAAUAUUAAAUCGUAUCAAUAUUUUAGUUACUUUAUUUAAAGUCUAAUGUCUUCUAGGGUGUUUCCAGUAAUCAUCUUUAAACGUAUGAUUUGAAAUCUCUUCACUUUGCUUUAACUACAUGACAGGAGCAAAAUAUAAGAAAGUUGUCUCAGUGUUAUUAAAUACAUCUCUGAUAAUGCGAGUGAAAAAAGAUGGCUAGAUUAUUAUCAUCUUGAAGGUGUUUAACGAGAUUGUCAAGGUGUACCUAAAGAUAUUCCACACCUCAAAGUCAAAGACAGAAUUCACCUCACUCCACUCAGAUGAACACAUGUGGUCACAUGACCGCGCUACUGUGAAAAUAAGAAAGUUACAUACACGCAGGACAAUGCAAUUGAUGAUAUCUGGAGUAAUUUAUUCCUAUCAAUGCAACUCUUUAUAGCAGGACUGCUAUGUGAAAUAGUAUUUUCUUUUGGUAUGUGUUGCAUAUAUGUAUUUGGAUGCAUGCAUGUCCACUCACAUCUCAUUGGGAACGUCACUGUGUAUACAAACAAUGUUCUGUAUAAAUGAUAUUGCUAAUGGUUGGUGCUUACUAAAGCAAUACAAUAUUUUCAGAGGCUGUAAACUCGGUGUAUUAAUUUAUAUGCAGCAAAUUUGCACUUGGAAUGCAAAUUGAAUGUUUCUGAAUGCACUCAAUGGACUUACUCGUGUUUUUUUGGGAGGUAUUUCAGUUAUGUUCACAAAAUUUUUUUUUUUUUUUUUUUACAACAGUUGAUCAAUAAUCGUACUCAUAUUAUCUGUGUGCUUGUGUAUGUGCCAUUUUGUUCUAACAUCACUAUGCAUCCUCGUAACAUAAUACAGGAGCACCAUCGCAGACUGGUCACCUCAUUUCUGUUAAAAGUGCAUUUGUUUUUAUUUAGUACGUGUGUGUUUGUAAUGAUCAUAAAGUAAUAUUUAUAACACAACCAAUGCAAUGGACUUCUCAAGAUUUUUUGGUGUGCAUUUUUAUGAUGAUUGAAUUCUUUCUGUGAAAGAUCUAAUAAAAAUUGUUGACAAGUUCAUAA
This is a messenger RNA of Syngnathus typhle (broad-nosed pipefish), 4787 nucleotides long. It is a transcript of the gene lpin1a, whose product is annotated as lipin 1a. Gene Ontology annotation, cellular component: nucleus; mitochondrial outer membrane. The record is from RefSeq and is a predicted model, not a curated record. Gene Ontology annotation, molecular function: phosphatidate phosphatase activity; transcription coactivator activity. Gene Ontology annotation, biological process: positive regulation of transcription by RNA polymerase II; cellular response to insulin stimulus; fatty acid catabolic process. The transcript has 23 exons. The coding region runs from base 159 to 2897 and encodes 912 amino acids. Lineage: Eukaryota; Metazoa; Chordata; Actinopteri; Syngnathiformes; Syngnathidae.